This is a messenger RNA of Naumovozyma castellii, 3090 nucleotides long. It is a transcript of the gene PEP5, whose product is annotated as tethering complex subunit PEP5. The record is from RefSeq and is a predicted model, not a curated record. The transcript has a single exon. Lineage: Eukaryota; Fungi; Ascomycota; Saccharomycetes; Saccharomycetales; Saccharomycetaceae. Bases 1 to 3090 code for a protein of 1029 amino acids.
AUGUCCCUAUCAAACUGGAGACAAUUUCAAUUCUAUGAGAGCGUCCCAAUUAAAGAUCCAGAGUUAGGGAGCGACGAGCCACUUUAUUCAGAUCCAACAUUAUGCGCAUCUGCCCCUGUUGAUGCAACUGAGCUUUUCAUCGCGGUUAAAUCAACAUACAUUAAACUCAUAAAUUUGGCAGAAUCAAAAGUGACCUAUCAUUUUAAUGCAUUUGAAGAAGAUUAUCAAAUAACGUGUUUAAAAGUUAUUGAUAAAAUAUUUCUAGUCGCAAUUGGCGAAUGUAUUGGAAAACCCUCAUUGAUAAAAGUUUACAAAUUGGAUAAGCUUCCUAGUAAUCCAACUUCAUAUCAUUCUUUAGUAGAAUUAAAGAAUGGUAGUAAUACGUACCCAAUAUCAGUAAUCUCAAUUUCGAAUGAUUUAUCUUGCAUUGCUGUGGGUUAUGUAAACGGGAAAAUAAUCCUAAUAAGAGGCGAUAUUUCAAGAGAUAGAGGGUCAAGGCAGCGAAUGAUUUAUGAGGAUUCUGGGAAAGAACCAAUAACAUCUUUAAAUCUUAAUCGUGACGCAAGUAUUUGUUUUGCAUCAACGACAUCCAGGACUUUGUUGUUCAAUACAACUGGAAGAAAUAAAGGAUCACCUGAUCUUAUACUGAACGCCCAAAAGGGGGUUGAUUUAAAUUGUAGUUGUCUGAAUCCUUUCACAGAUGAAUAUAUUUGUUUUACAGAUGACUCUAUUGAAUUCUACAAGGAGACAGGGGAAAAGCAUAAGAUAUUAUCCGAUCUUGCAGUACCGAAACGUAUAUUCCCAGUUUCUAAAGAUGAUAUAGUUUUUGUUAUUGAAGAGAAACAGACUCAAAAUAUCUCUGUAAACGGUGGUUCAUUUUCUACUCUUAACAGAGUAAUUGUAAUUGAUACGUUGAACCAGGUAAUAUCUAUGAGUAUUUAUAUCUCACAUGCUAUCAUCGAUAUAUUCCUUGUGAAUGAUGGUAAGAAUGAUAUAUUAUUUAUGUUAACAUCCGAGGGGGUUCUUUAUCGAAUCACAAAAAAGAGCAUACAUGAACAACUUAAUAUUCUGAUGCAGAAAGAGGCCUUCCAAUUUGCAUUAACACUAUCAAAACAACAUAAUCUAAACGCAUUAGAAAUAGAGAAAAUUCACAAAAGUUUUGGUGACUUUCUUUACAAAAAGGGGAAGAAAAAUGAUGCAACUAAAGAAUACAUUCAAUGCCUCGAUGUCAUUGAAACAAGUGAAGUAAUAUCGAAAUUUGGUAUAGAUGGAAAUCCAGACACAAAUAACACUGAAAAUUUAGCCGAUUUUAUCUGGUCACUGAUCAAAAAGAAUAUUGCUAAUUCGGAUCAUGUGACGUUAUUACUUGUUGUCCUCAUCAAGUUGAAAGAUGAGAAAGGCAUGGAUUACUUUCUCCAGCACUUCACAAGAGCUGGAACAUUUGAUGCAACAGGUAAUGCCGAAGAUUUGAACGAUGAAGAAUAUUUCUAUUCUGAUGUACCCGUCUUUGAUCUUUACCUGAUCGUAACACUGUUGAAAAAUUCAGCCUUUAAUAAGAAAGCCUACUUUUUUGCAAAGAAGUUCGCUAAAGAUCCAUUAACCAUAGUGAGCAUACUUCUAUCGACUCUUAAUGAUCCAUCAGGAGCCUUAGAGUAUGUUAGAAGUCUUCCAAUCGACGAUACUCUAAGAGCAUUGGUUAGCUAUUCUAAGACCUUACUACAAGAACUUCCAAAUGAGACAAAUGCCAUUUUAAUCGACGUCUUUACCGGCAAGUAUAAACCAAAAGAAUAUAGGGAUGAUAACAUCGAACCAGUUACACCUGAUGAAACUACUACUAGUGAUUUGAAAAAAGUUUUUUACAGCUAUACGACAUUUUUCAAUUAUAUGAAUAAGACAGUAAAUCCAUUGCUUUCUGAGGAGCAUACACUGGACGCUAUAAACACCCCAACCUAUCAUCCACCGAAGCCAUCAAUUGUGUUCUCAUCCUUCCUCUCGAAACCCUUUGAGUUUGUUGUUUUCUUGGAGGCUUGUUUAGAUAGUUAUCAAAGAUACGAGGGAUUUAACAAUGACAAGCAAGACAUUUUGACAACUCUUUACGAUUUAUAUUUGAAUCUAUCAAACACAGAUAUUGAAGAACGUCGACAUGAUUGGAAAUCAAGGGCAAGAAAGAUCCUGAAACAAAGUAAUGAGUUGGUGGCACUACAAGAAGCUGCAACUCAAGCCUCCACCACAAAUAAACAGUUUGAUAACUCGUUGAUGAUGUUGAUAUCACACAUGAAUAAAAUUGAUCCAUAUUCGAUGCUCGAAGAGGAAGAUGGAGAACCCAUGAUUGUUGGAAAUAAUCCGAAUGAAUUAGAUUACAUUAGUCUAUUCAAAUUUAUGACAUUGACAGAUUCAGCCGUGAACUGUUUUAAAUUCUUCCAGAAAUAUUCUUCCCGAGAGCCGGGUUUGAAUAGAAUUGCAUUAAUAUUUUUUGUUUCCUCCAAACAUAUCCUUAAAGAAAUUGGAGGUGAAUUGGUGCUCAAGGAAGAGGUGCUUAAUAAAAUCAUCGAGGAUGAGUUGAUGUCUGUUUUGGAAAUUAUUCAAGUAUUAUCCACUACAAACGUAGCGACAUUUGGUUUAGUCCAAGAUUUACUAAUUAACUAUGUUAAUAAGGAGGAAAUAGAAAUUAAUAAAAAUAGGAAGUUAAUAGAAUCAUACCAACAGGAGCUCACAGAAAAAAAUAAUAAGUUAAAGGAACUAUUACAAACCACUGAACCUAUUCAUAUUGGGAUCAAGAAUCAAAAGUGUUUUAUGUGCAACGGCGUUCUCGAUCUACCAAUAGUAUUUUUCAAAUGUGGCCACAUAUACCAUCAAAGAUGCCUAAACGAGGAAAAUUCUGCUAGGGAUGGGGAAAAGCUGUUCAAGUGCCCUAAGUGCAUGGUUGAGUUGGAAACAGCCAAUAAUCUAUAUUUAGCCCAAACUGCGAUCGCGCGUAAAAAGGGUCAAUUAGAGAUUUUAUUAGAAAAUGACGGCAAAAAUGACCGUUUUAAAGGGAUAACAGAUUUCAUCGGUAGAGGUGGGCUAGAAUUCUCACAAUCACUACUUUAA